AUGCCAGCCCCAGGCAUUCACUGUUAUCCAGCAUUGAUAUAUCCUGUCAACAGCAAAGAGCCAAUAAUCAAUAGGAUGGUCCCUAUAGAAAACAGCACAGUUGCUAAUAGGAUAGCCUUAUACGGGACUUUUGGAGGAACACAUAGAGUCGGGCUCAACGUCCCUUCAGAAAGUGAAAGUAGAGAUAGUGACUGCUCGGCUUGCUGUUUUGGACUGUGGACACCUGUUGAGAUGGCAACACCAGAGUAUUAUGGUGGAGUUGAAGGGGGAGCUACCCAUUCCAAAAUGGUGUUGAUGAAUGAGAAUGGAAACAUCUUAGCGUGGACAGACGGACCAUCAACAAAUCAAUGGUUGAUAGGACAAGAGGAAUGUCUGAAGAGAGUAAACAAUAUGGUUGAGGAUGCCAAAUCUAAGGCAGGACUGGAUCCCAGCACCAAGUUAGUGUCUCUGGGCUUAUCAAUGAGUGGGGCAGACCAGAAGGAGGCUCAGGAUCAGCUGAUCAGUGGAAUGAAAUCCAAAUACCCCCAGUGUAGUCAAAAUGUGUUUAUUGCUAGUGACACUGCUGGGGCCAUUGCAACAGCCACAGAGAAAGGUGGAAUUGUUUUGAUUGCUGGAACUGGAUCUAAUUGUAUGCUGAUCAAUCCUGAUGGAAAAGACUUCAGAUGUGGAGGUUGGGGCCAUCUCCUAGGAGAUGAGGGAUCUGCAUAUUGGAUCACACAGAAAGCCAUUAAGAUUGUGUUUGACCAUGAGGACAAUCUGAAAGUAUCACCACACGAUAUAUCGUUUGUACGGGAUGCCAUGAUGAAAUAUUAUCAGAUCAGUGAUAGAAAUGAAAUUCUUCAUUACUUUUAUUCCAAGUUUGACAAAUCCUACAUUGCUGGCCUAUGUAAAGAACUUGCUCAAGGUGCCAAGGAAAAGAACGACAAGAUAUGUCUGGAACUUUUCAGACAAGCUGGGGAAAUUUUAGCAGAACAUAUCCUUGGUGUUAGCCCACGAAUAGCAGAGGAACUACUGAACACACCCAGUGGACUACAGGUGGUCACAGUGGGGUCUGUUUGGAAAAGCUGGGAUCUCAUGAAAGACGGUUUUGUGAGUGUUUUAAAGGACAGGAAAAGAAAUACCAGAAUAUCUAAGAUAAGUUUACUAGAACUUAAGGAGUCUGCGGCUAUAGGAGCUGCCAGUCUGGGCGCUAAGUCUAUCAAAUUUAGUCUGCCUAUCAACUAUCAAAACAACGCUUCUCUUUAUUUCCAGGCAGAAUUUUGAAUGUCAACAUUUACUCCAGGCAAAAUAAUGGUAAAAUUAUUAGGUUUCAUUUUGGAGGUCUUUUUUUUUAUAAUCAGCAAAGAUUUCUUUACAUUUUUUUUUUAAAAUGGUCUAAUAAUGAAAUAUAUUGCACCAAAAUAUUCUUAUUGUCCCCCACUUUUGCAUAAGUGUGGGGACCUGAAAUCUCAUUUGUCUGUCUAUCUAUCACAAAAACUUAAACCUUGGUCAUAAUGUUUGAAUGAGAGAAGAUAAGGCUUUCAUAUUUCACAUUUGCAUUAUUUGUGACAAGACUUUUUUGAAUGCAGUAUGAUUUUUUGACUUCAUGGUCAUGACCUUGAAGAUUGACCUAAUUUUUUAAGAAAAAAAAUUAAUCUUGGCCUUAGCUUUUGAGUGAGAAGAGAUAGGUCUUUCAUAUUUCACAUGUGCAUUACCUGUAACAAGACCUUUCUAAAUAUACUAUGAUUUUUUACCACUUUACCUUUACCUUGAAGUUUGAUCUACCUUUCAAAAAUAUAACCUUGGCGAUAAUUUUAGUAUUUUUUGUCACAUCUGCAUAACCUAUAACAAGACCGAAGGUACUAUGAUUUUUUACCUCGUCUCCUAACUUUAACCGGCAGUAACUUUUGCACCUGUGCCCAGAACAUAUUGCUUCAGGUACAUCAUUUUUUCAUUUUAUGAAUGGACAAGACAGUUACAAUAUGCCAUAGAUCAAUGCACCCCAACCAAAAGCAGGGAACCACAAUUCUCUGAAUUUGCUUGUUUAGAACCACAUUAUGAAAUCUAAUGGUUUCUGGAUACAUUAGUGCAAGUGCAUUGUACAUAUCAUCUUCGCUAGCCAAGGGUUUCUGAUACGCUACUCUCCUCAUAAGCCCUUGGCAUACGGUGUUAAAAAAAAGUUGGGAUUUUUUUCUCAAGUUGUGA
Molecule: messenger RNA, 2184 nt
Organism: Saccostrea echinata
Lineage: Eukaryota; Metazoa; Mollusca; Bivalvia; Ostreida; Ostreidae
Product: N-acetyl-D-glucosamine kinase-like
Exons: 12
Coding region: 1-1263 (420 amino acids)
Molecular function (GO): N-acetylglucosamine kinase activity
Source: RefSeq, a predicted model, not a curated record